AUGAGCCAAAGCAGAUGGAGCCAGGUGCCAUGUCAGAUCCAGGCGAAGGUCAGGGAUGAAGAGGGUAAUGGAAAAGAGGAAAGUAGAUUCAUGAUCGCCCGAUUCUUGCAGCUGACCUUCAUUGCCGCCGGCGACGACCUUGCUCGCAAGCACCGUAUAUAUACCCGUCCAUGGCACGAGGAGAAGAAGCUGCUACCCAUAUCUGGAAUCAGCCUCCUCCCAAUUAGUUGUACCCCCAUUGACCCUUUGCUAUUAGGUUUUAACAAGAGGGGAGACAUGGAUGGUGGAAAGGACAAAGGGCUCCAUGGACAUGGCGGGUACCCCGGCGGCUACCCUGCUCCACCGGGAUACCCCGGUUACCCCGUUCCGGUAAGCACGUAUCCGCCGGCGCCAGGAUAUGCCGCUCCACCUGGGCAGUAUGCGCCACCUCCCGGCGCGUACCCUCAGCCCGGAGGUUAUCAGCCACCGCACGCUGCGUAUCCUCCGAGCGGGUACCCUGCGAUCGCUGGGUAUCCACAAUAUCCUACUACGCAUCCUCCAGCUGGUUAUCCCGCUCACGGGCCGCCAAUGGCGGUUCCUCCUUAUGGUCACGCUCCUAUGUACGGAGGAGGCGGCCAUGGCGUAGCAGGCGGGGUGAUUGCCGGCGGCGCGGCCGCGGCAGGCGCAGCAUAUGGAGCUCACAAGGUGUCACAUGGCGGCGCCUACGGGAUGUACGGCCACGGCCACGGGCACCACCACGGGAAGUUCAAGCAUGGUAAGUUCAAGCAUGGCAAGUUCGGCAAGCACAAGAAGAUGUUCGGGCGCAAGUGGAAGUGAAGAGGGGCAGAAGAUACGACUACUCGGACGCCGUACGCACGUACUCCAUCUGUAAAGAAGUAGUGAUCUAAAUUCUUUACGGAGGGAGUACUAUGUAGACAACAUGUAGACCCGUAUAAUUCGCCGUCUUGCUCUCUCUCAUCUCACCAAUGACUCCUCGUCUGUUCCGCUCAGAAACAAAAGAAAUGUGAUCACCUGUGUUA
Hordeum vulgare subsp. vulgare (domesticated barley) is the source of this 1019-nucleotide messenger RNA. Its product is annotated as ejaculatory bulb-specific protein 1-like. The record is from RefSeq and is a predicted model, not a curated record. Bases 1 to 816 code for a protein of 271 amino acids. NCBI's taxonomy places the organism in Eukaryota, Viridiplantae, Streptophyta, Magnoliopsida, Poales, Poaceae. The transcript is spliced from 3 exons.